Molecule: messenger RNA, 2811 nt
Organism: Vitrella brassicaformis
Lineage: Eukaryota; Vitrellaceae
Source: the annotation of a GenBank genome assembly
CCUUGAGGCACACCCAUCCACUCACUCCACAGUCACACGUAUCAAAGACACGUGCAUUCAUUCGCUGUGUCUGUCUUUCACGCCCAUUCAUCCGUCCAUCCAUCCAUCCAUCAUGUACACGUCGGCCAGCUGGAUUUGUACACGAUGUGUGGUGUGUGUAUGUGGUGCGUGGGUCACUCAAGCACUCACUCGUCCCCUCGCUCAACUCACCCGACGUUGGCCGACGAGGUCGGUCUGCACUUCCCUUCCCGCACUGAACAUGACCCCCAACAGGGACAGCCAAGCGUUGGCAUUAAUGAAUACCCACACAUCGACUGAACCUGUCCAGUGCCAUGCCCAGCGUCAGGUAUGCGACGGACGGGAUGCAUUUAUCCGUUGGUUGGUAGGAAGGUACCUACCUACCUACCUAUCUAGGCACUCUCUGUCUGUCCCGCCCCCUCUCACACUCUCUCUGGAUCGUUGGCUAUGUGCAUUGUUUGUCAGGUAGGUGCACUCUCCUAGGACCCCACAGCACCCCUCCCUCCCUCCCAGGCACCACACCACCAUCAUGCACAGCACCGCACCGACCCACACACACACAACACCCGCUCGUCAGUCAAUGAUAAAUCGAAAACAGCCGCCAUCUCGUGAUGGGCCCAUACCGCUCGCACCGCACCGCCCCGCAUUGCAUUGCCUCUCUCUGUGAGCGAUGGCCGCUCAGUCUUGUCCCUCAUUCAUUCUCUAUCGUCAAAAACUACCCAGGCAGGCAUUGCAUCCCCCUCAACUCACCUCCAACCAUCCAUUAAUGCAUCACUCUAGCUAUCUGCCUGCCAGCACACCACGCACCCACCCCCCAUCCAGCACGCAUCCGCACCGCCCACCAAAUGCACCCCCUUGGUGGCCCCUCGUCAUUGUGGCAUGGAUCGCGUCUUCAAGUAGGCGGGGACGAGCAUCGUCAGCUUCUUGAGCUUGGACACAUAGGCGCGCUUCCUCAGGUUGUCGUAGUCGUUGCGCUCGAUGACCGUCAGGAUGCCCCUGUAGACGUCCAAAGCCGUCUGCACGGCCAGCCGUGCGCUGGGGUGCAGCAGCGCCACCCCCCUCUCGGCACUCUCAUAGUAGAGCUGGGCCUUCUGGAUGUAGUACUUGACCAGCUCCUUGUAUUGGUCCGUCACCCGGUGCUGAAAAAUAUCCCUCUCGCUCACGCCGAACUUCUGCAGGUCCUCCUGGGGGAGGUAGAUGCGGCCCCGGUCUGCAUCCUCACCCACGUCACGCAGGAUGUUGGUGAUCUGGAAGGCGAUCCCCAGGUCGACGGCGUGUGGCGCCGCGUCGAUGGCUCGCGCGCCUCGUGAGGUGCCGAGGAUGGGGAGGGUCAUGAGGCCGACCGUGCCAGCGACUCGGUAGCAGUAGAGGUACAGCUCGUUCCAGUCGCGGUAUUUCUGCUGGUCGAGGUCCAUGAGCAUGCCCUUGAUCAUGUCCUGGAAGGGCUCGAUCGCCAGAGAGGGGUACAUGUCCCUCGUGUCCGCCAGGGCGCUGUCCAGCACAUCCACGCACCGUCCCCGCCAUAUGUUGGCCAGCCGCUGCUCCCACAAGACGAUCUGAUUCGCCAACGUCUGGCGGUCAGUGAUGAGCGCCCGCGGUGAGUCGACGAGGUCGUCGGUGCGCCGGCACCACACGUAGACGGCCCAGAGGUUCUUGGCCUUCUCGGGUGAGAUCAUCUGUGUGCCGAGGUAGAAGGUCUUGCUGUAGAUGGCCGUGAUGCGCUUGCACGCCUCGUAGCCGAGCUCGAUGGCCUUGGCGCGCCGCGUCUCGUCGCGCAGCACGUCCCUGUGGCUGAAGGCCUGAUCGCUGCCCACAUCCAGGGGCGGAGAAAACCACAACAGGUCCGAGUAAUCCUGGUGGUACAAGCGGGGGGUGGGGGGCGGAGGGGGAGGGGCCACACGGGGGGCGUGGCUGGUGUGGGGAGGUGACACCAGGCCGGAAAGGGUGUCGUUUGCCGGCAGUGGGUCCAUGGUGAGGCCCGGAGAAAUGCCGACAGCCGAGGGGAUGGAGCGAUAGAUGUGAGCAGGGUAGUCGGCCGUGGCGAACCCAUCAGCCGUCGCCGUUGCCGUCGCACUGGCGGCCCUCACGGUAGUGGCGGCAGACAGCUGGGAAGGCGAGGCCGAAGGGGCUUUCCUGUCUGCUCCGCCCCUGUGCCGUGCCCGCCGCUUGUUCGCCCGGAUGGACUUGUUUGACAUGCUGCAACACGCAAACGCCGACCGCUGAUCAGCGCGGAGAAAAGACCAAGGACGGGGAGAGGGGCGAGAGACUGCAAGCAGCACCCACACAAUACAUACACGCAGAGAAAUGCGUCCACUCAUUUGCGAUCAGGCACACAGGUGGGUAGAUCUCCAUGUGAUGUGUGUGCCGUCUUAUCUUACCUGGGUCGUUGAAAGGGAAGCAGUGUGGUGGAUGGUGUCGCAUCUCCGUCGCUCCGGGAGGUAACGACUUUGUCCUGGUCCGGAGCGCACUCAGCCGAGAUGGGGGGGACCUCGCGCAGACCCACGUUGAUAAAUCCGCGGCCACCCCAAGCGCCAGAAGGUGCACCCACCGCAAUCCCAUCUGCGAGCGCCAGCGCGAUACCUGCGGCCUCGGCGGCGGACGUGAUUGUGAUGCUGCGACUGCUGGUGCAGAUGAGCUGGACGUGGCAGGCGGAUCUCCGACGAGCUUCAUUAGCAUACCACUGCGGAAAAUGUCAGUCGACGGGCUUCAAAGUGACAAGGUGACGUGCCCAUCGACGGACAGAUGCAGAGCACAGCGGAGGGAGGGGAAGGUGGGGAGGCUGCGUGUGAGUUA